Messenger RNA from Eremothecium gossypii ATCC 10895, 2535 nucleotides. Its product is annotated as AGL020Wp. The transcript has a single exon. Gene Ontology annotation, cellular component: fungal-type vacuole membrane; vacuolar transporter chaperone complex. Lineage: Eukaryota; Fungi; Ascomycota; Saccharomycetes; Saccharomycetales; Saccharomycetaceae. The record is from RefSeq and is marked provisional. The coding region runs from base 1 to 2535 and encodes 844 amino acids.
AUGUUGUUUGGUGUCAAGUUGGCUAAUGAUAUCUACCCACCCUGGAAGGAUUGGUACAUUGACUACGAUGGGCUGAAGAAGCUUCUCAAGGAGUCAGUAAUAAAGGACCUGGGGCUCAGCCCGAAGGAGAGCAAGAGGAAGGGCAAGGGUGACACGGACGAGCACUGGACAGCGCGCAACGAGUCUAACUUUGUCGAGGCUCUGGACCGGGAGUUGGAAAAGGUGUAUAGUUUCCAAAGUGGCAAGUACACCGAGAUAAUGGGAAAGCUCGAGCGGCUUGAGGAAGAACUCGACGGCGCAGACGCUCUGCAGUCUCUGGACCUCGGCCACAUACGAGAAGAGCUGGAACAGGCGUUGACAGAGGCUCAGGAGCUAGACCGGUUCUCGCGCUUGAACUUCACGGGUUUCAUCAAAAUUGUUAAAAAGCACGAUAAGCUCCACGAAGGCUAUCCGUCGGUGAAGUCUCUGUUACAGGUGCGUCUGAAGGCAUUGCCAUUCCACUCCGAAGAGUACUCCCCGCUCUUGUACAAGAUCUCGUUCCUGUAUGACGUCUUGCGCAAGAGCACGGACACGGCCUCGAAGUCGCUAAUCGAAUCUUCUAAGCUCUCCAGCUUUACUAGCGAAGACAUGCCAACCUACCGGACUUACAAGUUCUGGAUCCAUCCGGACAACUUGAUGGAGGUCAAGACGCGCAUCCUGCGCCAUCUACCCGUGCUUGUGUACAUGGCAGCGCCGCCCGAAAGUGGCGAUGUCAUGGGACCGCUGAACCCUGGCGCCGUUGAUGAGGAAGGCAGUGUUCCUUCUUCCGCUUCCAGCUUCGACGCUACCGCGCACCAGACGAAGAGCUUGGAUAACGUUGUCACCACGCUCUAUUUCGAUAACGAGGAGUUUGAGUUAUACAACAACCGGUUGUUGAAAGCUACGUCGUCACCCACUGUGAUGCUCUGGUGGACCGGCAAACUCAUCAACCUCUCGGAUGUCUUUUUGGAGAAGCGAGUGCCUCUAGAGAGCAAAGACACUGAUACAAUUGAUCGCGAGGAAGUUAGGUUGAAGCUCAAGAAGAAGUUCAUUUCGGGCUUUAUCUUCAAUGGUGAUCCAGAAUUCAAAGAAAAGAUGUCUGCGAAGCUACGUGAGAGGGGUUCUCGAGAAGCAGAGAUUUCGAAAUUCUGUGAGGAUGUUGACUCUUUACAGAAAUUUAUCCUACAGAAUGAGCUGCAACCUGUCUUGAGAACGCUCUACACGAGAACUGCGUUCCAGAUUCCGGGCGAUGACAGAAUUCGGAUCACAAUCGAUUCCAAUAUAAUGUAUAUUAGGGAGGAUUGUUUCGAUGAGGACAGGCCCAUCAGAGAUCCUAAAAAUUGGCACAGACCUGAGUUAGACGCCGCAGUUCAAAAUCCUAUGAAGUUUCUUCGUCCUGGAGAAUACACCAAGUUCCCUUACUCUGUCAUGGAGAUCAGAGUUCGAACUCAGGCGCCAUCCUUGACAAACUUGGUUACUGGCGUUGGCCCACUGAUACCCUCGCAGUAUAGUGAAUGGUUUUACGAGUUGACCAACUCGCAUCUAGUAAAAGAGGUACCCAAGUUUUCGAAAUACAUACAGGGUGUGGCCUCAUUGUUCGGUGAGGAUGACAGGUUUGACAUGCUGCCCUUCUGGCUCCCUGACCUGGAGACUGAUAUCCGGAUGAAUCCAGAUCAAGCUUAUGAGGAAGAAAGAAAAAGGCUGGAACAGCAUGGUGUUCAGCAGGCGGCUGCUGCGCGUAUGAGGAGGCUCUCGCUUUUGUCUCACCCAGGAGGUGCUAGCCUUGAAAAAGACAGUAACCGCCAACCUCAGCGCGCGAACGAGCCACCCAGGGUGGCAGAUCUCGAAGACUCAGAUACCUCCGAGGAAGAGGCCGAGCGCGAUGCGCAACCUCGGAAACCAAGAAACAGGCGCAAGCGGUCUAUGUUCCUCACUGUCUUGACUGGAAGGGAACCAAAGCUUUCGGGGUUUGACUCAGAGGAUGAAGAGGUUGAGCUGCCUCCAGGAGUCAAGAAGCCAACAACACUCAUAAAAAAUGCAGGGCCUGUCAAUGUGGAAGCAAAAGUCUGGCUCGCAAACGAACGGACAUUCACUCGCUGGUUGACUCUCGCCACGUCUCUCAGCGUGCUUACGUUUUCGAUUUUCUAUUCUGCUGAUCGCAGCGCUUUCCCGAAGGUCGCCAACACCCUUUCGUACAUCUACUUUGGGCUGACCGUCUUCACCGCGCUCUGGGCAUACUUCGUGCACCGCAGAAGGCUCUCGGUCAUCACUGAACGUUCGGGUCAGCACCUGGAUGCCCCCGUCGGGCCCUUGUUACUGGCACUAGUGCUUGUGGCAGCCCAGUGCAUCAACUUCGUGGCGGUUUUCCGCGGGCUUGCCCAGAAGCAGAACGCUGUGGCGGGCACACUGGAGGCUGCGGGCCUGCCGUUCUCUGCGGAUGAACUUUCGCCUCCGUUGGCCGCUAUUCGGGAAUUCGUUUUCUGGGUUGUCGGGGCAGACCGUGGGCCCCAUCUGUGA